AGGAGAGAAGACAUCGGUGAUACAAAAAUUGAAAGAGUUGGAAUGCCGCGACAGAGAGAAAUGGAAGAAGGAGGAAGAAAAGAAACACAGAAAGGGAGACCAGGUGAUGAUCCACUUUCCAUGAUUUUAUUAUCUAUUAAUAUUUGAGGAUUAGGGGGGAUUGGUAAAAAAAGGGAGAUUCGGGAUUUGGUUGCCAAACAAAAAGUGGAUGUUUUGUUUAUCCAAGAAACUAAAAUGGAGAGAGUAGACAAAUGUUUAUGUAGAAUGGUUUGGGAUUUGGAUAAUUUUGAGUGGGUUGCUCAACCUGCUAAUGGUGCAUCAGGAGGAAUUUUAAUUAUAUGGAAUUCUAAUAUUUUCAAGAAAAUUGGUUGCUUAGAAGGUGCAGGAUUCCUGGGAGUAGUGGGGUUUUGGGGAGAAGAAAACAUCCCCUGUUAUUUGGUAAAUGUAUAUUCUCCAUGUGAUUUGGCGAGUAAGAGAAUCUUAUGGGAGAAUUUAUCAAAUAAAAUCUGUUCCAAUAAAGGAAACUGGUGCAUAGCUGGAGAUUUUAAUGCCAUCAGAAAUCUUCAAGAAAGGAAAGGAGGUAUAAGUGUAAGGAGGGAGUUGAAGGAAUUUAACGAGUUUAUUGAGAUAAGUGGGUUGGUAAACCUCCCUAUGAUAGGGAGAAAAUUCACUUUGUACCAGCCGAAUGGUAAUUGCAUGAGCCGCUUGGAUAGAUUCUUAUUUUUUGAGGAAUGGAUGCUUAACUGGACAGAUUUGAAGCAAUGGGGGUUAGCGAGGUCACUGUCAGAUCAUUGCCCAAUACUGGUGAAGGAUGAAGCAUGUAAUUGGGGCCCAAAACCCUUCAAAUUUUAUAAUGUGUGGUUGCAAGAUCUAGCAUUUAGAGAAAUGAUAGAGAAACAAUGGGACAGCUUUAACAUCCAAGGGUGGGGAGGUUUUGUGCUCAAAGAAAAGAUGAAACUAUUGAAAAAUAGUAUGAAGGUCUGGACCCGAAAUCAUGUACAGGUGGUUGACAAACAAAUUGAGGAAGCAAAAGAGACAAUAGCCAAACUUGAUUGUAAAGGGGAAGUACAGCAGCUAAGUGAGGAGGAAGGCAUCCUCAAGAGGGAUCUAAUGCUAACUCUAUGGCAAAAUAUUCAAACAAAAGAAGAAAUGGCAAGACAAAAAUCAAGGAUGACGUGGAUGAAGGAAGGAGAUGCUAAUACAAGCUUCUUCCACUGGAAUUUAUUUGCAAAGGAUGACUGGAAAAGGCCAGUCUUGGAGGGCAUGGAAUUUAACAAAAUUUCUGAAGCAGAAAAGGAGCUUUUAAUUGAACCGUUUCUUGAAUCAGAGGUCAAAGCAGCUGUAUGGAACUGUGACAGUGCAAAAGCCCCGGGUCCGGAUGGUCUGAGCUUUGGGUUUUUGAAAACAGAAUUGGAAGUGGUUAAAGAUGAUAUAUUGAAGUUUCUAGCGGACUUCCAUAUCAAAAGUAAGCUGAGGGGAUGGAUUCGAGAAUGUCUGCAAACAAACUCGAUAUCUGCUUUGCUCAAUGGUAGUCUAACAAAAGAGUUUACUAUGCGCAGGGGGUUAAGACAAAGGGAUCCCUUAGCUCUUUUCCUGUUCCUUAUUGUUGCGGAAGGGCUCAAUGGUAUCAUCUCAUCAGCAGUUGAAAAAGCACUUUUUGAAGGGGUCCAAAUUGGAAGAGGGGAUUUGAGGAUUUCCCACUUGCAGUUUGCGGAUGACACCUUAUUAAUGGGGAAAGCAACAGAGGAAAAUAUAUGGACCACAAAAUGUAUUAUGCAGGCCUUCGAACUAGUCUCCGGGUUGAAAAUAAACUAUGGGAAAAGUUCCUUGAUUGGAAUCAAUGUCAAUGAUGUAUGGGAGAAGGAAAUGACAUGUCUAUUGAAUUGCAAAUCAGGAUCUCUGCCUUGUAAGUAUUUGGGUAUCCCUUUGGGAGUAGACCUUAGAAGAAUAGCUACAUGGAAGCCACUUAUCGAUACCUUGAAAAGAAAAUUGUCUUCAUGGAGUGGGCGAUUCCUAUCCCUUGGAGGAAGAAUAACUCUCAUUAAUGCUGUGCUGACCAGCCUAUCGGUGUUCAUUAUGUCCUUCUAUCUCCUUCCAAAGAGCAUCAUAGGUGAGUUAGACAAAAUUAGGAGAAGAUUUUUAUGGGGGGGUGUCGGGGAGAGGAAAAAAGUUGCGUGGGUGGCAUGGGAGAAUUUACUUCACAAGAAACUCCCUACAAAAGAUAAUUUAGCAACUUACGGAAUCUUGACUGAUCAUAACAACCUAAGAUGCUGCUGGUGUAAUUCAUCAACUGAAACACCCGACCACUUGCUUGUUAACUGUAAUCUGGCUUCUAGCUUAUGGAUGAAAUGCUACAAGUGGUGGGGCAAGAAAUAUGUGUUAGGAAAUUCAUGUAUGAUGGUUUUGGAACAACACAAGUGGAUUGGGGGCCCAAAAUCACUAGAUAAAGAAUGGAACUUCAUUUGGUUUGCAGUAGUAUGGACACUAUGGUUGGGCAGGAAUGACAGGAUUUUCAAAGCCAAGGAAGCAAAGGCUUACUACUUUUUUCAGCUAGUUCAAACUCGAUCUUUUUACUGGGCAAAAAAUAUCGCAGGUCUGGAUGGAUUCUCCUUAACAAACUGGUGCAAGAAUCCAAUUAAAUGUUUAAAGACCAAAGCCAAAGAGAAAGACAGAGUAUGAACUGGACUGUCACGUUUGUGACGUCUUUGUACAGAAGCCGGUGAAAAAGAAACUUUGUAAUCGGCUGUUUUUGUAAGUAAAGGGUUGGAAUACCCCCUAUAUUCCAAAAUUAAUAAAUACUUUUGCCUUUC
Molecule: messenger RNA, 2810 nt
Organism: Rubroshorea leprosula
Lineage: Eukaryota; Viridiplantae; Streptophyta; Magnoliopsida; Malvales; Dipterocarpaceae
Source: the annotation of a GenBank genome assembly